Messenger RNA from Quercus lobata, 862 nucleotides. Its product is annotated as dof zinc finger protein DOF1.5-like. The record is from RefSeq and is a predicted model, not a curated record. The transcript has a single exon. The coding region runs from base 181 to 696 and encodes 171 amino acids. Gene Ontology annotation, molecular function: DNA binding; DNA-binding transcription factor activity. Gene Ontology annotation, biological process: regulation of DNA-templated transcription. Lineage: Eukaryota; Viridiplantae; Streptophyta; Magnoliopsida; Fagales; Fagaceae.
AUAAUCACUUCUCUAACCUCUCACCUUAUAAACCACCAAACUUCUCUAUUUUGUGUCAAUUUAGUCUUGCCCAUCUCUCUCUAUUUUAGACCAAACUCUCUCUCUCUCUCUCUCUCUCUCUUAUCUCUGUAAUCUGUAUUAAUUGUUUUAUUCCAAAUUAAACACCCCCCACUUUCAUUCAUGGCUAACAACGUCCAAGGAGGCCAAGAAGAUGUUCCGGGAAUCAAGCUUUUUGGGACAACAAUAACCUUGCAAAAUAGACAAGUAAAGGAAGAACAAAAAGGUUGUUCUGAUCAAAGACUACUGUUGGAGAGUAAGAGACCAGACAAGAUCAUACCGUGCCCAAGGUGCAAGAGCAUGGAGACCAAAUUUUGUUACUUCAAUAAUUACAACGUUAACCAGCCUAGACAUUUCUGCAAGGGCUGCCAGAGGUACUGGACUGCCGGUGGGGCCCUCCGGAACGUGCCGGUCGGGGCCGGCCGACGUAAAACCAAGCCGGCCUGCCACGGCCUAGGGCUAGCCGGGUUCUCUGAGGGUUGCUUGUAUGAUGCUGCUUCUGGGUUGCACCAAUUUGAUGAUUUGGAUGAUGUGGUGGAGGAGUGGCAUAUGGUCACCACGCAACAAGGCGGUUUCAGCCAAGUUUUCCCCGUCAAGCGGCGGAGGAUUAAUGCCUCAGGUGGUCAAACGUGCACUUAAAUCUUCUAUUAUUGUAUUUUUUUUUUUUUUCUUCUUCUUCUUCUUGUUUUUUUGUUUUAAUAAUCUCAACUUGAUCCAGAUGAUGUAGUUUUUGAUAUAGCCAAAUCAUGUAUGUACAGACUGGUUUAGUUUAAUGAGAUUAAAUAUGUACUUAAAUACAUAUAAA